Jaminaea rosea is the source of this 1962-nucleotide messenger RNA. RefSeq lists its product as hypothetical. The transcript has a single exon. The coding region runs from base 1 to 1962 and encodes 653 amino acids. Gene Ontology annotation, molecular function: ubiquitin binding. The record is from RefSeq and is a predicted model, not a curated record. Gene Ontology annotation, cellular component: endoplasmic reticulum. NCBI's taxonomy places the organism in Eukaryota, Fungi, Basidiomycota, Exobasidiomycetes, Microstromatales.
AUGUCCUCCCCACUUGCGCUGCUUCGCGGCCAAAUAGAGGCAGCAGGUGUCCCCUCUCCGGAGGAAGGCACUCUCCUCGCCCUUCUCGCAGCAACGGGCGACGACCCGGCUGCUGCGUGCAGGUUGGUCCUUGAUGACCAUAAUGCCUCCAGUGGGCCAGCGUCGACGUCGAGAUCAUCAUCGUCUGCAGUUCCAAGUCGACAAACAGCGCGCGCCCGUCGUCAACCAAUGCACUUUGCCGAGGCUCAAGACGAGCAGACGUACCAAGCCCUGCUGCACGGCUACGAUUAUCGUGUCGAGGAUUCCUCCUCGUCCGGCUUACGCAGACGCCCCGCAGCAGCCGCCGCCGCCUCGCCUCAUCAUCAUCAUGGAGGCCCCCGGCGCAACGGUAGUGCAACAUUCGCCGAAGGUGGCAUCCUAGCCUUACUCCUUCAGGGCGUCUCUUUACCCUUCUCUCUCCUCCACUCCCUCCUACUAGGCCUCGCACGCCUGCUCCGCCUUCCCGACCUCUUGGCGGGUAUCUUCCCCGCGUGGGGGCGAAUUGACGACCAGGAUCGAGAUGGACGCGAGGAGGAGGAGGGGGAAGGAGCGAUCCUAGCUGCAGAACAGUUUGCAAUACGUCUCGCCGAGGUGGCGGCGGAUGCGGGAGCGGGCGAGAAGGGGGACGACGACGACAACGCGGCAAGCCUGAGCCGGCAAGAGGCGGAGAAGGAGACAAGCAUGGCAUCACCUCCUCUGCUAACGGGCAGGUACAACUCAGCAAUCCAAAAGACAAAGGACGACCUAGCCAUCCUCCUCGUCGCCUUGGUAUCGGGACAGAAACGCAAAGAGGCGGAGGAACGCAAUUUCCUGCGUGCAUUGACGCAUAAAGACGUAGCAACGGCCCUUCACAGCCAUACCGUAGGGCGCGACGAGCAGCAGCAGCAGCAGGAGCCUGGCUUUCCCCUCUACCUCUGGGGCUCCACGACUCUUCGACGAGAGGGGGCCCUCGUGUCCCGCCAGCUGGGGGCGACCCGUCUCCCCCAGCUGGUAUGUAUUGCCCUGCACCCUACCUCCCCCAUCUCCUCCUCAUCAUCAUCCCCGCACCUCCGUCUCGUCUCCCGUCUCGUCUCCCCCUCCCUACUCUCCUCCCCUUCAGCCCUAGCAGCCUGGAUAAACCAGGACUGUCGCGCCCGCUGCUCCCCUUACCUCUCCGGACUGGCAGCAGAGCGCGUCGCGAGAGAGGCGGAGCGACGCUUAAUGGCAGAGCAGGAUGCGGCCUACCGCGAGGCGGCUAGGGUCGAUGCGGAGCGGGUUGCGAAGCGGAGGGAGGAGGAGAGGGAGAGGAUGAUGGUGCAGGAGGGGAGGGUGGAGCGGGAGAAGAGGAGGAGGGAGGAGAGGAGGGAGAGGAUGAGGUGGAGGAAGUGGGUGAGGCAAGAGGUGUUGCCGCCUCAGCCACUCGAGGGGCAGGGGACGACGGCGACGACAACGACGAUACAUGCGGCUCUCCCCAACGGGAAGAGGAUGGUACGCCGUUUUGCAGUCGAGGAGCCGGUGGAGCACGUUUACCUCUGGAUUGAGGUGGAGGGCCACUCGGCACCAGACGAAGAGGAAGAGAAGGAUGAGGAUUCAAGCUCCUCGACUCCUGCUCCACGCUCAUCAUUAUCGCCCCUCCCCUCCGCCGCCGCUGCCGAUCCACACUACACCUUCAUCCUCUACUACGGCUACCCACGAAAGGCCCUCAGACCCGACGACUUUCGGCUGCCCGAUGCCGCUUCAACUGACGAGGCGGCCGGCGCCCCAGCAUCCGCAUCCAUGUCGCACAUCCCGCGCGGCUUGUGCAUCAAGGACAUCGAAGGUCUCUCCCCGCGGGCGAAUGUGAUUGUUGAGAGCGCGAGGACUAGGGAGGAGGGGAGUGGGAGUGGGAGUGGGAGCAGCAGCAGCAGUAGCGGGGAAAGUGACAGCGAGGAGGAGGCGGAAUGA